CAAAAGUUUGCGAAAGUUUUGAAAAGUUCUUUAAGAACUUAGUUUUUUAAUUGAAAGAAAGUAAUAGCAAUCCACGAUCGACUUUGUUUCAAGUGAAAACAUAAUAAGAAUUAGUUAUUAAAGCGUAAGGAUGGAUUAAUUGUGUAGUUGUUGUAAAAUGAAAUGAGAGCAUCGACGUCGGUGACGGGGUGGAAUAGUCGCUGAAGGAGGCACAACGUCGUCUAUCGUAGACGAGGACGCCUAUUAGCGGGCUAAGUGAUAUGUUGUGCUUAGACAUGAGACUUGUUCAAAGGCUCAGGGGUGACAAGCCCGAAGACGCGACAGCUCGAGACCGUUCUAAGAGCGUGUGCGUGACGAGUUUUCGCAGCAAGCCACCCAGGGACGUUUCCGCUUUUAAUGUACUCAAAAGGAGAGCCAGCAGUGCACUCACAACUGCCAGUGACCUCAUAUCUCGACGUGGUGUCUUUUCCAGGAGAUAUUACGGAUCGGUAGAACAGUUACAACAGCCUGAAGUCAAUGGUCAGGAAUAUGGCCGCCGAUUUCGAGUAGAAAAUGGUGACAUGCCUGGUGAAAAAGACGAAGUGUUUGGUUCACCGAGUACUCCAGUUUUGGAAAACCCAGAAUACCAAACCAGAUGGUAUUUUAAGUAUUUCUUGGGAAAAUUGCAUCAAAACUACAUUGGCUUAGACUGUGACAAAGAGCCCUUUUUUCUUAGCGUAGUAUUAAAUGAAAACUCCAAUCAGUGCGUGCCGCUCUACAGGGCGAUACUGUUCAAGAAAACUGGAGCGCAGAAAAUCUCUCUGCCUUAUUCCCAAAAUAAAAUCCUCUCCGUCAAACAGAUACUUUCUAAUUUUCCCAACAUGGACAAAGUUGAGAAAGGUCCGAAGGAAAUCUUUUCGCCAGACUUGCAAAAGGAUCUGCUCCUAUUAGAAGAACAGGAAGGAUCAGUCAAUUUCAAAUUCGGAAUUAUUUAUAUGAAGAUGGGUCAGAACAGUGACGAUGAAAUCCUUAGCAAUGAAGUUGGUAGUCAAAAGUUUGAAAAUUUCUUAACUCUAGUUGGAGAAAAGGUUCGGCUAAAAGGUUGGGAUAAAUACAGAGGCGGACUUGACGUUAAAGGCGACAUGACCGGGAAGUAUUCCGUCUAUACAAUGUACGAGGGGCACGAGAUAAUGUUCCACGUUUCGACUCUUUUGCCCUAUUCGAAGGACAACAAACAGCAGGUGGAACGCAAACGGCACAUUGGCAACGACAUCGUCAACAUUGUGUUCAUUGAAACGGACGAAGACGACGAUCCUGAAACGGAAGCUGACGCACAUGCAGGAUUUAAUCCGAACUGGAUCAAAUCGCAUUUUACGCAUGUCUUUGCGGUGGUAACGAUGAAUUCUGAUGGCAACUACAGAUUGUCAGUAUUUUCCGACGAAACGGUGCCUCUCUUUGGCCCGGGUCUCCCCUGCCCGCCUGUUUUUAAGGACGCUCAAUUUUUUAGGGAAUUCCUACUGGUCAAGCUGAUGAAUGGUGAAAAGGCAACCUUUGAAACACCGACAUUUGCAAGAAAACGAAAAAGGACUCUGGAUAUGCUCAUAAAGGACCUUUACUCCGAACAUAUGACGGACACGAGAAUGACGAUGUUAAAUCGCCGAGCCUUCUCUGAUGUUUUGGCGGAAACACCAAAGCACUCACGAUUGAAAGAAGAUGCUCGACAAAUAGAAUUUGUCCGCAUCGGUCAAGCACUUAAAUUGGAAGCGAUAGUUCGAGGAGAUGCUCCUACUAGUUUGGCAUCUGCUGGUACGGGAAGCACGUUGCUUAGAAAAUCGCCUUGGGAACCAAACUGCUUCUAUCCCGUUUUCCCGCAACAAACCAUUAUUUGCGCGGACUCCUGGGACGAUAACAAACUUGUAGUAGCCACAGAGGAUGGAACUUUCGUUGUGGAAGAUGGGAGUUCUCAUCGCUUGGUGUUUGACAAAACGCUUCAAGUAAAACAAAUGAGCGUAGUGGAAUCUCACGGUAUCGUGCUCUUGAGGAUUGGCCCUACAAAAGAAGGAAAAAUCUAUGUGUACAGAUUGUCAUAUCUCAGUGCAAUAGUUGAGCCCAAAGCUCGUCUGGAUUUGAAGGACCAUCGUUUAGAGAAAACCAAAGGGACCCAUUUGUACGCAAUCUCGAGACCAGGUGGUUCCCGGCUACGUAUGUGUGUCGCAAUCGGCAGGAAAUUGGUGAUUUUUCAGUGGAAACAUUCGGCAGCAUGGACGGCAUGGUGUCCCACUAAUGACACACACACAGCUGAUGGAUUCUCAUGUCUUUGGGAGGUGAUGGUCGGUGAAGUACCGAAUAUUAUGUCAAUUGUUGAUGCCACUUGGACACCACAUUCCCCGUCCCACGGUGACGUAAUAUUAUGCAUAGGCUACAAGAACCACUGGGACCUUGUGAGCGGGAAAACUGGUAGUGUCCAGCAUCUUCACACCGUCGAAGGGGUCAAAACCAAUUUAGUGGCCGCCUUAGAUCUAUACGAGGACCAAGAAUUGCAAUUACUUCUUUGUUACAAUCAUACAUGCCAUUUCCAAAAACUAAACGAAGAGAACUCCCAACAACAAACUGAUUUUGACUUUCACUGGAAUUCUGUACCCACCGAUAUAGUGUGUGCAUUUCCAUACCUUAUCGCAUUCACAUCAAACACAAUGGAAAUUCGACUGAUAGUGAACGGAAAUCUCGUUCAUACAAUGACAAUGCCUAAACUAAAACUUCUCGCUUCAAAGAAUGAUAUAUUCUUUGCAACAACGGCCCCCGAAUUCUUUAGCAACAAAGAGAGGCUCCCAGUGGAUAAUAAGCACACCGAGAAAUACUAUUCACCCCCAGCCAGUCCUAAUAAUCUACCCUUAGACGUACAACCCCUUCGUAUAUACCGCAUUCCUAUUCAUUCUCUCAGCAAACAAAGUGUCAACCCUAUGAGAAACUAUAUCAGCAACGACACUCCGAAAUCGUGGAAAUCGGCUGAUUCUCAACUACUGCCACCGGAAAUGCACUCUCGUCUAUCAAGGAGUGCUACAAGCUCUCCCGUACCACCCACCAAGGGCAGAUCUCAAGACUAGCAAACAAUCCAUGAAA
Agrilus planipennis (emerald ash borer) is the source of this 3099-nucleotide messenger RNA. RefSeq names its product GTPase-activating Rap/Ran-GAP domain-like protein 3. Gene Ontology annotation, molecular function: GTPase activator activity. Lineage: Eukaryota; Metazoa; Arthropoda; Insecta; Coleoptera; Buprestidae. The transcript is spliced from 17 exons. Gene Ontology annotation, biological process: activation of GTPase activity; regulation of small GTPase mediated signal transduction. The record is from RefSeq and is a predicted model, not a curated record. Gene Ontology annotation, cellular component: cytoplasm. The coding region runs from base 261 to 3083 and encodes 940 amino acids.